AUGGAUUUUGGCACAGGUCGGACUAGAUUGCGCACAGGUAAAGAUGCUGACGUGGAGGGGGCCAACAUCGACCACAACAACUCCAUCACCAACCCCUGCUUGACACGUCACUCGCUGCUGCAGCGGGCCUAUCAGGAGGCGCCACCUGGCGCGCUCGCGGCGCUCGGGCAGCCGCGAUUCGUCCAGCGCAGCGGGUACCGGCUGUCGGCCAAUGAAUUUGCAGCGAUCGGGAUGAGUCUGCGAGUGAUGAGGGAGAUUGCAGAUGAUGGGCUGGGCCACUGCUACUGGGUUGGGCGGGACGGGCGGCAUUUGACGGGCAGGCUGAGGGGAAUUUACCCUGGAGAGCACCAUUUAUUGAUGUAUGAGACGGCAGUGUACCACUGCAAACUUGCGGUGGAAAGCACAGGGAAUGGCGGCGGAACUGUCAUGAUUCAACUUGACCGCUCAGAUGUAGCUAUCUACAGCGAGCCACCAGCACCAGCAUCAGCGCUCUCGUCCCUCCUCCCCACACGCUCCCACUCGCAAUCACAUGUCACUGCUCACACUUCUAAACACACCGGGAUGCCAGCUCGCACACCCGCCCAGACACACUCGUCUCUUGCACACUCCAGUCCAAGCAACGCCACCCAAGCGCAGAACAGACAAGGCUACGGCUUGCAGCAUUGGGGCGGCAAGGGGGGCCAGCGGUUUAAGUACGAGCUGGCGUUCUGCUCCUUCCCCAUGUACCGCGAUCUCAACCCCUCCACGCUGCAAGUGUGGCUGCAGGUGGCCUAUCACUACCUCAGAGUGGACUACUUUGUGCUCAGUGACGGGGGCUCGGUGGAUGACACUAUUAUGAAGGUCCUAUCCCCUUUUGUGGAUGCCAACAUAAUGGAAAUAGUCGACAUUCGGGGUGCAUACGCAUUCGAAAACAAACAGAACGUGCUAACCCUAAAUGACUGCAUGUACCGUCUCCGCUCCGCCGCCCGCUGGGUACUGUUCAUGGACUUUGACGAGCUACUGUACAUCGCCCCGCCGGCCGCCCCGCCGCCCGAGCCAGAAGCAGACGAAGAGGGCGAGUACACGCCGUCCGGUCGCAAGCGGAGAAAAAAACGGAAAAGGCAUGCCAAGCCGAAAUCGGUGGACGUAGCUGCCGGGUCCCUGCACAACCUCCUUAUGCAGCAUAACGGAUCGGCUUUUAUCACGUUCGGGAGUGUGUGGUGGUCUGUGGAGUAUUGCCGGCCGCCCACUCCCGCGCUCUCGCUCCCGAUUCAGCGCAUGCGGUUUCACUGGCCGCAUGUGUACUGCGUGGGAGAGAAGGACAUGGGGUACUCGCCAGACCACUGCCUCAACUUCUACGGCCAUCGCAAGUUCCUGGUUGACCCACGACAAGUGUGGGCCGUGCAGGUGCAUCGCCCCAUAGAGCCGCUGGAGGGCGGCGUGCAUUUGACCCCUGAUGUGGCCUACCUCAACCACUUUCAGGUGCGUACUCUGCUCCCCUGCUACCCCUGCCACACCUUUCUUGAGUUGACUCAACCACCCACAGCCCUGCUUCCCUCUGCUGCUACACUUGUCUCCUAA
This is a messenger RNA of Closterium sp. Naga37s-1, 1560 nucleotides long. Lineage: Eukaryota; Viridiplantae; Streptophyta; Zygnematophyceae; Desmidiales; Closteriaceae. The record is from the annotation of a GenBank genome assembly.